Molecule: messenger RNA, 3567 nt
Organism: Asparagus officinalis (garden asparagus)
Lineage: Eukaryota; Viridiplantae; Streptophyta; Magnoliopsida; Asparagales; Asparagaceae
Product: probable RNA helicase SDE3
Exons: 6
Coding region: 489-3299 (936 amino acids)
Molecular function (GO): 5'-3' RNA helicase activity; RNA binding
Source: RefSeq, a predicted model, not a curated record
AAAUUGGGGGUAAAACACACCAGAAGAGCAAGGAGUAAUAAAAAGAGAGUGGGGGAGUAAAAUCCUUCUCUCUCUCUCUCUCUCGCUCGCUCGCUCGCCGAGGAUCAAAAUUGUUGCGUCGGAUUAAGCUUUCCCAGUAGAUUCAUCAUCACAUAGCCAAUUGGGAUUUUGAUCACAUUUGCUGAUACCCUUUUUUUUUCUCAACACAAUUUAAUCUCCUUACCAUUGGUUUUCCUGUGAUUUUGAUGAAACGGAUUCUCUUCAUUUCCGAUCUUCUUCCAAAAGUGCUCAGAUGUGAGCUAUAGAAGAAAAGACCACAUCUUUAUAAGCCUGGCUGUUUUCCUUCAGAAGAACAGAAUCUUCUGAAUUUUGAUUAGCUGGGUCAGAGGGUGCCCUUUUUAUAUUCCUCAAUUUUCUCUGCAAGAGAAAGAAGAUAAAAAUCAGGUGUUAUUAGGUGAACCAUCCUUGAGUAAAAGUUGAAAUCCAGUAUGAGUACCGCUGGACAAAAUGACUGGGAUGAUGAAGAAUACUCGGUAAUUGGAGAAAAGGGAGAAGUUGGCUUCUUAGAUUUUGAGGAAGAGAAAUCCCUCCAUAAUUUUGACCCUGCUGAAGAUGGCCCUGUAGUUAUAUCACUGCCUUUUCCUCUCAUUAAUGGAAAGCCUCAAUCCGCUCUAAUUGGAGAAACAUCUGCUGACUCCAUCAGUAUCAAGAACACCACGGAUGAUGCAAUAGAUUUGUGGAGUGUUCGAAUCUACUCCUCAAAUCCCGAGGAUUCCUUUGUCCUGUCUUUGAUGAAGCCUCCAUCCUCUGAUGCCGAUGAAGAGGCAGUUAAUGGCUUCAUGGGUUUGACUACGCUAGAAGAUAGAGUGCUUCAACCUGGCAAAACUCUAACAAUUUGGCUCUCAUGUAAACCAAAGGAGAUCGGUUUGCACACUUCGGUUGUGCACUUUGAUGUCGGGGAGAAAAUUGAGAGAGUGGUCUUUUUGUUAGCAGAGGAUAAGGUCUCGCAAGCUUUGUUUUCCUCAAAACCUUAUUCAAAAAUCCGCUCUCAAGAAAGGAAGUUUAACUAUGAUCAGUAUGUGGGUGGUUACCGCCCACCUCGUCCUGCUGCACAAGGCCAGAAAUUUAAGGUUCCACAGUUUCCUAUACCCAAAGAUAUCCGUGAAGUUAUUGAGAAUAAACAAGUUCCCGAUGUCAUUAUGGAAGGAUUGCAUAAUAGGAACUACGCUAAGUACUUCAGCACACUAAUUGUCAUGGAAGAAAUUAGUUUAGAGGAGAAUAUGAGAUCUCAUGACAUGGAGUGUGUAACCAUGAGAAGGAGGGGGCACCAAUUUUUGUCUCUUGAAGUUCCUGGAUUAGCUGAGCGAAGGCCUUCUCUUGUCUAUGGGGACUAUAUAUUUGCGCAAAUUGCUACUGCAGAAACACAACAUGAUAAGCCUUAUCAGGGUUACAUUCAUAGGGUUGAGGCUGAAGAAGUAUAUUUGAAGUUUGAUAAAUCUUUACACCAGAAUCAUCGGGAUGACAACCUUUAUAAUGUCAGGUUCACAUACAAUCGGACAAACAUGCGAAGGCUAUAUCAUGCAGUUCAAGCUGCUGAAAACUUGGGACCCGAGCUUCUCUUCCCCUCUCAUUUACAACAUAAAAGGGUUAUAAAGACAUCAAAGUUAAAUCCUUUGAAUCAAUAUAUUAACAAUGAACAAUCAAUAUCUGUUGAAAAAAUCCUCGGGUGCAAAGGAGCUCCUCCUUAUGUAAUCCAUGGGCCCCCAGGCACUGGCAAAACAAUGACUCUAGUGGAGGCAGUCCUUCAACUCUAUACAUCACGGCGAAGAUCUUGGAUUCUUUUUUGUGCCUCUUCCAAUAGUGCGGCUGAUUAUGUUUUGGAAAAACUUAUCGCUAAUGAGGAGUCCGGAUUUCGUAAAAAUGAUAUAUUUAGGUUAAAUGCGAUAACCCGUCCAUAUGAGGAUAUUAAGCCUGAUUUACUUCGGUUUUGCUUCUUUGAGGAUAUGGUUUUUAAAUGCCCCUCACUUAGAGACCUGCGGCAUUAUAAGAUCAUCAUAUCGACUUAUAUGAGUGCAUCUAUGUUAUAUACUGAAGGCAUUCGAAGGGGGAAUUUCACUCAUAUUUUCCUGGAUGAAGCUGGCCAAGCUUCUGAGCCAGAAACUAUGGUUCCAAUUUCAAAUUUGUGUGCAAGAGAGACUGUCAUUGUUCUUGCAGGAGAUCCUUGUCAACUGGGUCCUGUUAUUUAUUCGAGAAGUGCUGAGAGUUAUGGUUUAGGAAAAUCAUACUUGGAAAGGCUCUUUGAGUGUGAACAUUAUGAAAGAGGGGACAAUAAUUAUGUAACAAAGUUGCUAAGAAACUAUCGGUGCCAUCCAGCAAUAUUGGAGCUCCCUUCAAGCCUUUUUUACCACAGUGAACUGAUUGCUUGCAAAGAAGACAAUGACUCUUUUGAUUAUGACUGCCUGGAAAUCCCAAACAAGUCUUUUCCUGUGUAUUUUAUUGGAAUUCAAGGAUGUGAUGAGAGGGAGGGAAAUAACCCCUCAUGGUUUAAUAGGACCGAGGCAAGUAAAGUGGUAGAUAUCAUCAUGAAAUUGAGAAGGAAUAGUGAUCUAGAUGAGGCAGAUAUUGGGAUUAUUACACCUUAUCGUCAGCAAGUACUAAAGUUAAAGAAAGCACUCGAGUCGCUUGAAUUGUUAGAUGUGAAGGUGGGAACUGUUGAACAAUUCCAGGGGCAAGAACGGCAAGUUAUAAUUAUAUCUACCGUUCGCUCAACUAUUAAACAUAAUGACUUUGACCAGAUGCACAAUUUGGGAUUCCUUACCAAUCAUAGGAGAUUCAAUGUUGCAGUUACUCGUGCAAAAUCCUUGCUUAUCAUCAUUGGAAAUCCACACAUCAUUUCAAAGGAUCCUUACUGGGAUAAGCUACUGAGGUACUGUGCAGACAACGGUUCUUAUAGUGGCUGCCCUCUUCCUCCACCAGGGAGAGACUCUAUGGGAAGCCAGAACUAUGAAGCCGAUUUGGGCGAUGAAGUCCCAAAUGAGUACUCAGAUGAAGCAGUCUCAAAUGAAGUAAAAUGGGGAGAUAACCCGCAACAAUACUCAAAUGAAGUGGAAUGGGGAGAUAUCCCACAACAAUACUCUCUCCCGCAACAAUACUCAAAUGAAGUGGAACGGGGAGAUAUCCCAGAACAGUACUCAAAUGAAGCUAAGGUUGAGUGGGUUGAAGAUAACCCUGAGUCUAAGCAAAAUGAUGUUGACUGCGGUGAAGGCAAGCAUCAGAGUGCCGAUUGCAACACAUGCUAACGGUACUAAAAUCGGUGAUACAAUUAUAAUGGCAUCUGGAUGGGAUGAUUGAUACCUAUCCCUUGAUUUUGCUCGUAAAAUCCAAGGAUCAUUAGUUCCAGGUUCAGUGUCUUUGAUUAGUUUGUAUCGAACAUUUUGUUGUUAAAGAAAUAGAUGAAAUUUGUAUGUUCAAUCCAACUCAGGGGAUCUUGUCUUGGUAACAUCCUGAUUUAAAGUUGGUUAAUUGCGGAUAUAAGCCCUGUUCUAUUGCCAAAUUCCUGAUGGACCA